This is a messenger RNA of Cyphellophora europaea CBS 101466, 1365 nucleotides long. RefSeq lists its product as uncharacterized. Gene Ontology annotation, cellular component: mitochondrion. The record is from RefSeq and is a predicted model, not a curated record. Lineage: Eukaryota; Fungi; Ascomycota; Eurotiomycetes; Chaetothyriales; Cyphellophoraceae. Gene Ontology annotation, molecular function: FAD binding; sulfide:quinone oxidoreductase activity. The transcript has a single exon. The coding region runs from base 1 to 1365 and encodes 454 amino acids.
AUGCGCUUUUCACGAGUUGUCCCGAGCGCCCGGAUCGUUGCACAGUCAACAGUAAAAGGUUCAGACCAGCAGAGGUCAAGGUUUUUCGCGUCAGUGGCCAGCCAGAUCCCUGCGACCUCGGCUUCCCGAAACCACAAGGUGGUUAUAGUCGGCGGCGGUAGUGCCGGUCUUGCCGUCAGCAGCCAGCUAAUCCGAUCUGGCAAAUUCGCAGCGAACGACAUUGCAUUAGUCGAUCCGGCGGAAUCACACCAUUAUCAGCCGGGUUGGACACUGGUGGGAGGUGGUCUGAAGAACAAAGAGGACCUCAGACGACCGUUGGGAACGCUGAUCCAGCCCAAAGUUCGCUUCUACAAUACUGCGGUCCGUCAGUUCGAUCCCGAGCAGAACUCAAUAUCUUUCAACAACGGCGACGAGUGCAACUAUGAGCACCUCAUUGUUUGUCCUGGUAUCAAUGUCGAUUUUGACACCAUCAAAGGUCUGCGAGAAGCAGUGAACGACCCACAUGCACCGGUCUCCUCGAUUUAUAGUUACGACACAUGCGACAAGACCCACCGCAAUAUCAAAGCCUUCAAGAGCGGCCAGGCACUGUUCACCCAUCCUACUGGCCCCGUCAAAUGCGCCGGAGCGCCUCAAAAAAUCAUGUGGUUGGCACUCGACGGCUGGAAGCGGGCAGGUCUGUACGACCCCACUGACACUUCCAAAUCAGCGAUACAGAUUACCUUUGCAACAGGCAUGCCUGUGAUGUUUGGAGUCCCUAAGUACAGUCACAAGCUUGACGAGCUUCGGCAAGAAAGGGGUGUUGAGGCGCUCUUCCAACAUGAUCUCGUUGCUAUCGAAGGCAACACAGCAAUAUUGGCGAAAGCUGACGGAAAGGACUUGGUCAAGAAGCACUUUGAUAUGUUACACGCUGUGCCUAAGAUGCAACCGCAUACGUUUGUCCGAGACAGUCCUCUAUCCAACGAGACAGGGUUCGUGGAUGUCAGUGAGAGUACACUCCGUCAUAAGAAGUUUGAUAAUGUCUGGGCUUGUGGCGAUGCUGCUGGGCUAUCCACAGCAAAGACAGCGGCCGCUAUAACAGCCCAGGCACCUGUUAUGGUCUCGAAUCUGCUGGCAGCGUUGGAGGGAAGGGAUCCGCAAGCUAGUUAUGACGGUUACACAUCCUGUCCCUUGCUCACCGAAUACGGCAAGGUCAUGCUUGCCGAGUUCGGGUACGGCGGUAAGCCCAAAGAAACAUUUGGGAACUUUGUCGAUCAGAGCACGCCACGGCGCGAGUUUUAUCAUUUGAAGAAGGACUUCUUCCCUUGGGUCUACUACAACUCCAUGGUGAAGGGAACAUGGGCUGGGCCAAAAGGCUGGAAAUGGUAG